CCUACACACCACCGUAAACACACUGAAAAUCCUGUAUCUCCUUCAAUUACAAAUACUCACAAAACCAGAAAAUUCACAGAAAACAAAUCCAAAAGAGAAAAGAAAUUUCCAAGGAAUUCAAAUCCCAAGCUCAAAAAUCUCCAAUCUUUGUUUCACCAAAACCCCAGCAAAAAAUGGUUUACUCCUACACACCAACAUACUACUCCACACUUCAUGACUCAAUCACCUCUAUAUGCAAGACCAUCUUGCCAUUCGGCCUCAAGAAGAGGAUGCAGCGCUUGCCGUCUUCCGAGCACAAGCUCUCGAAGCUGCAGUCGGAUAAUCUGAAAUGGCAGCAGGAUUCUUUCCACCAGAUGCUGAACCUGAUGGGUCUACACAAAGAAGGGAUUUUGGCUGAGUCUGAGGUUUCGGCUUUCCGGACGCAUUUGCUUGAGACCCUUAUCGCUUCUCCGGUGGAGCAUGAGCAGCCGAGUAUGUUAAAAGAUAAGUUGCUAUUCUUGCAGGAGCUCCUUUACGCGAAGUGUAUUUCCUCAGAGGACUAUCAUGCUUCAAAGAGGCCAUUGUUGCAGAGACUGGCGGUUCAAGGAGCAGAGAUUGAGGCUAAAGAUGUAAUUGUUGCUGGGCCAAGAGACCCAAAAGAGAACGCAGAAGAAGAAUGGUCUGUGAUUGACUUGAAGGAUGAGAAAUGCUUGCUAAAUAAAGAGAACUCGAAUUCGAAGAAAAAAUCGAAGCACGGCUCAGCAGUGAAGCAGAUCAAAGGAGCAGCCUCUGUUUUCGGCUUUCACAGACCCGGAAAGAACAAAGAAGAGAAGAGCAUAUUUGAUACCGAGUCAAAAUUCUCUUCCACUGCCUCUGCUAAGAAUGAAAUGGGGUAUUCCGGAGAAAACCCGUUUUGGGAUAGCCAUUUGAAGCAUAAAGAAAGCGAAAAAAGUUCAAUUCUAAUGCCAGAAAGCUUGCCACUGGAGUCCACGAAGAGGAAACCUUUUAGGACUCUGUUUCAGAGAGAGCAGAGAGAAGGACAUGGGGGUGGCGGUGAUGGUGAUCAAAAUGGUCCUGGUUCUGCUGAGAGAGGUUCAAAAUCUGCAAAGAAGCAAUGGGGUUUUGAUGGGUUCAAGAAAUGGAAGAGAAGUGACUCAGAUGAUGAGACAGCUCCUCUCCAUCUCAAUGAAAGAUCAGACAGUGAGGCUUAUUUGGAAUCUGGCCGGCUUGUCGCGAGCCCUAUUGGAGAGGGGCCGGACACCAAGCUGAUCAAAAGGAAGUUGCAUUCGGCUGGUUCUCCGUCUGAUUUCUUCAUAGACAAGGUUUUAGGAGACAAGAUAAAGAAGGAGCUGUCAAGAAUCCAGACAGAGCUCUGCACCACAAACCCCAGUCUUCAAUUCUCGAAUGAUCAAAUUGAAGCAAUUUCGACAAAGCUUCCAGUCGACAAGGCUGAAUUGAAAAAGUUCUUCCCCAAGUCAUGGUGUGAUCGUUAUGGUGACGUUGUAUUGGAUGUGGUGAAGAAAGAAUUCAAAGACCAUGUUGGAGAGAUGGAGAAUAUGCGAAAUGCUACCAGAGAGAGACAUGGCAACUCCAUGGGAUGGACGACAUUUGAAGAUGAUGAGAACUGCCACCCCAAUCUCUUUGCUCACCAUGAUAAUCCUUUCCCUGGUAGUAAUAGUAGCAAGGGCCUCCAAAAUAAUAAUCCCUUCUUUCAUGAAGACUCCACAGAAAGUAAUGGAAAUAAGCUGAGAUCUGAAUCAGCUAUUUUCCAUGGCCAGAACCCCUUCUGGACUCCAAGGCAUGGCUCUUCUUUGCUGGGUUAGAUGAAAGCUUUUACCUGUUUCCUCUCUUUCCUGAGAGUAAUCCAUAUCUAAUGAGAAUUUGUUGGUGUAUGAGACAUGAAAGAUUCUUCAAGUAAUUCAAAUUCUUUUCCCUCAGGGUUUUCUCCA
Alnus glutinosa is the source of this 1928-nucleotide messenger RNA. RefSeq lists its product as uncharacterized. The record is from RefSeq and is a predicted model, not a curated record. Lineage: Eukaryota; Viridiplantae; Streptophyta; Magnoliopsida; Fagales; Betulaceae. Bases 174 to 1802 code for a protein of 542 amino acids. The transcript is spliced from 5 exons.